AUGCCACCAGUGAUUACUACGAUAAAACCGGCGACAAUAAGAACCUGCGGUCGUCAAGCAAUUACUCCAUCAUCUCAGCGCAUUGUUGGUGGUGUUGAAGCCAUUGCUCAUUCUUGGCCUUGGAUUGUUUCUUUGCAAUCACGUGAUCAUUUCUGUGGUGGCACACUAAUUGAUAAUCGGCACGUACUCACGGCCGCGCAUUGCAUAGACUCGACAAAUUUUCGAGUCAUUGCUGGCUUACAUCAGCGAACCAAUGUUAAUGGACCGCGCUCGCAAAAUCUCGGUGUUUUGCGCGUCUUCCUCCACGAACAAUAUAAUUCAAAAACUGAAGCCAACGAUAUUGCACUGGUUCGUCUCGCACAACCAGCACAAUUCAAUGACUAUGUCAAUGCGAUUUGUUUACCCGGACCUAAUCCUCAGGAAUCUCAACGCGUUACAGUGGCUGGCUGGGGUCUUCUAUCAUCAGGUGGGAGCAGCGCUCCUUCACUUCGUCAGGUCUCUGUCAGUGUGAUGAAUACUCAAGCAGAAAAAGCUUAUGGGAAUGUAUUCGAUGUGCAACGACAGAUCGGUGCCGGUAUUCCAAACAUUGGCGGAAAGGAUAGUUGUCAAGGUGACAGUGGUGGCCCAUUGAUGUACAAUGUAAAUAAUUACUGGUACCUUUCCGGUGUGGUUAGUUUCGGAGACGGUUGUGGUUCUGCAAAAUACCCGGGUAUUUACACUCGUACGAGUGCAUAUCUCAAUUGGAUUCAGAGUAAAAUUAAUACUGCUUGA
Molecule: messenger RNA, 771 nt
Organism: Rotaria sp. Silwood2
Lineage: Eukaryota; Metazoa; Rotifera; Eurotatoria; Philodinida; Philodinidae
Source: the annotation of a GenBank genome assembly